Messenger RNA from Drosophila grimshawi, 1374 nucleotides. It is a transcript of the gene gt, whose product is annotated as protein giant. Gene Ontology annotation, cellular component: nucleus. Gene Ontology annotation, biological process: regulation of transcription by RNA polymerase II. Lineage: Eukaryota; Metazoa; Arthropoda; Insecta; Diptera; Drosophilidae. The coding region runs from base 1 to 1374 and encodes 457 amino acids. Gene Ontology annotation, molecular function: RNA polymerase II cis-regulatory region sequence-specific DNA binding; DNA-binding transcription factor activity, RNA polymerase II-specific. The transcript has 3 exons. The record is from RefSeq and is a predicted model, not a curated record.
AUGUUGAUGCACGAGAAACUCAUAAGUGGACAGUUCUUUGAUUUGAAGACGGAUCGCAAGCCGCUGCUGCAUCAUCAUCAUCAUCAUCACCAUCAUCAGCAGCAGCAGCAGCAGCAGCAACAACAGCAAUAUCAGCUCCAGCAGCAGCAACAUCAUUUACACCAACAUCAGCAACAGCAGCAGCAACAGCAUUUAUCGCUGCCCAAAAUGGAUUUGUAUGCCGCCUAUGCCUAUCAGCAACAGUUGCUAUCGCUCAGUCAACAACAACAACAACAGCAGCAGCAGCAAUCCGUUGCUGCCGUCGCUGAGGUGCUGGACUUAUCGCGUCGCUGUGACAGCGUGGAAACGCCAAGGAAGACGCCCUCGCCCUAUCAGACCAAUUACAGUUACGGCAGCGGCUCACCCGCCGCCUCCCCAACAGCAACCAUACCCAGCAAUCUGCUCUACUCUGCACAAGCAGCAGUAGCUGCACAGCAUCAGCAACAUCAACAGCAACAACAGCAGCAGCAACUGGCAACGCUUUAUCCAGCGCUAUACUACGGCGCCAAUAUUAAACAGGAGCACACAGUGGCAGCAGCAGCAAUCAAGUCCAACAAUUGCCACAGCAGCAGCAACAGUACUGCCAGCUUGCUGCAAUCGUUUGCCGCUGCCUCGGCAGCAGCUGCUGCCGCUGCUGCAAUCCAAUCGCGACCCGCCAGCAAUGCCAGCACCAUGCAAAUUGAUGUGCUUGAGGCGCCACAAUCGCCACCACCAACAGCAGGAACAGCAGCAACACCCAGCACAUCCGAUGCGAUGAAGCAAACGCGUCCGUUUAAAGCCUUUCCACGUGAUCCGCUUGUGAUUGCAGCGAAUUUCGCCGCAACCGAUGUUCUGCUGGAUAAUCCGCGCGUGGAACGCUAUACGGAAUACCGGAAGCGUGUACUCGAGCAAAUACGCAGCUCGAAUGGCGGUGCACGCACUGUAACGAAUCCGAAAAUGCGACGCACUAACUCGAGGAGCGGCAGCGUUAACGAAGGCAGCUCCUCGACAAACAACAGCGAGAGCGAGGAUCGGGCCGAUCGCGCCGAGGAGUCCAGCGAUUGCGAUUCACAGGCGGGUAACUACGACAAGUUGACAGGAGCGGUACAAGGUGGCGUUGGAGGUGCCAUUGCUGCUGCUGCUGCAGUUGCUGGCCAAGUCAAGGAUGCCGCCUACUAUGAGCGACGGCGCAAGAAUAAUGCUGCCGCGAAAAAAUCGCGCGAUCGUCGUCGCAUCAAGGAGGAUGAGAUCGCUAUAAGGGCCGCAUAUCUGGAGCGUCAGAAUAUUGAGUUGUUGUGCCAAAUUGAUGCGCUAAAGGCGCAGCUGGCUGCCUUCACAGCAAAAGUAACCGUUUAG